UUGUUUUGUAUUAGUGGCAAACAGGAAACUAACUUUAUUACUGAAACAUAAAACAACAACAGCAACAAUACAGACAAACAAACUGGUUGACGUGGGUUAGCUGAAGAUUGAAGUUCCGUAAAGUGCUGAAGUGUUUCGGUUGAAAUUUAUUAAAGAGAGAAAAAAGGGAGAAAGAGAGAGAAAGAAAGAGGGAGAGAGAGAGAGAGAGUGGAGAAAAAUGGCAGUAAAAAUAGCUGAUGUAUUUCGACAGAUCUUUGCCAAGGAAACAUUAUUUCAAAUACUAUUGAUAUCAAUAUGUAUUUCUAGAGCAACGAUGUCAGCGACAUCGACAACACCAACAACGCCAACGACACCAACAACGCCAACGACACCAACGACACCAACAACUGAGUCAACAACUGAGUCAACGACUGAAUCAACAACUGAGUCAACAACUGAGUCAACGACUGAAUCAACAACUGAGUCAACAACUGAGUCAACGACUGAGUCAACGACUGAAUCAACGACUGAAUCAACAACUGAGUCAACGACUGAAUCAACGACUGAGUCAACGACUGAAUCAACAACUGAGUCAACGACUGAAUCAACGACUGAAUCGACAACUGAGUCAACGACUGAAUCAACAACUGGGUCAACGACUGAAUCAACGACUGAAUCGACAACUGAGUCAACGACUGAAUCAACAACUGGGUCAACGACUGUGUCAGCAAUUGAGUCAACAACAUCAACAACAAUGCAGACAAUUGAGUCAGGACCAAUAAUAUCAUCGACAACUACAACAGAAAGUACAUCACAAAUAUUUCAAUCAACGACAUCAUCGUCAACACCAUCAUCAAUACAACAUAAUUCAUUAGCAUCAGCGUCAUCAUCAAGACAAUAA
Octopus sinensis (East Asian common octopus) is the source of this 880-nucleotide messenger RNA. RefSeq names its product integumentary mucin A.1-like. Bases 218 to 880 code for a protein of 220 amino acids. Lineage: Eukaryota; Metazoa; Mollusca; Cephalopoda; Octopoda; Octopodidae. The transcript has 4 exons. The record is from RefSeq and is a predicted model, not a curated record.